UCCUGAGGAUCCUCCCUUUACCCAGCCUCCUGACAGAUGUCCCUGAGAAGGGGCAUGGGCUGGCAGAGGGCCAGGUCACCAUGAGGGUGCUCCUCUUGCUGCUUGCGCUCUGGGCAGGACUAGCUCCUGUCUGGGGUUCUCAAGGCCGUCCCUCAUGGCUCUACAUCUCCUCUGAGGUGGUCAUUCCCAGGAAGGAGCUGCACCAUGGCAAAGACUUUCCGAUGCCAGGCUGGCUGUCCUACAGUCUGCAUUUUAGGGGUAAGAGACAUGUUAUCCACAUGCGGUGCAAGAAUCUGUUUUGGUCCAGACAUCUGCUGAUGAUGACUCAGGAUGACCAAGGAGCCUUGCAGAUGGACUACCCCUUCAUCCCUCCAGACUGUUACUACCUCGGCUACCUGGAGGAGAUUCCCCUUUCCAUGGUCACCGUGGACACGUGCUAUGGGGGUCUUGAAGGUAUCAUGAAGUUGGAUGACCUUGCCUAUGAAAUCAAACUCAGCAAUUCCCAGAGGUUUGAACACAUUGUUUCUCAGAUAGUGGCAGACACCAAUGCAACAGGACCUACCUAUGAACUGGGACAUAAGGAGGUUAGGGACCCCAUGUUCUCUCAAGCAAAUGCCAGUGCUGUCCCCAGGAUCUCUAGCAGACAAUAUUUAGUGUUGUCUUUCAUAGCAGAGCAAAAAGUGGGAAGAAGUUUUGGUUUGUACUAUGACACUAUAACUUUUACUUGCCAGAGAAGAUCCACAUGCAUUAUGUACAGACCACCUGGUCUGACAGAUUCCUUCAGUAACUGUACCUUUGUACAUUUAAACCAUGUACUGCGUGGUACAACAGCUGACUGCAUAUUCAGAACUGAUAUGAUAUAUCUCAAUAAAAGCCUGACCCAUGAUUGUUGUGGAAACUACAUAGUGGAUCAAGGCGAAGAGUGUGACUGUGGCUCCUUCAAACAGUGUUACAGCAACCCAUGCUGUACGAGUGACUCUACCUUCACCACCGGCAGCAAAUGUAAUACAGGCAGACGCUGUACAAACUGCACCUAUUCUCCUGCUGGGACACUCUGCAGACCAAUCCAAACUAUAUGUGAUCUUCCAGAGUACUGCCAUGGGGGGUCCCUGGCCUGCCCUGAUGAUUUCUAUAUGCAAAAUGGAACCCCAUGCACUGAAGAGGGCUACUGCUAUCAUGGAAAUUGCACUGACCGCACUGUGCACUGCCAAGAAAUCUUUGGUAAAAAUGCUGUGAAAGGUGCAGAUGCCUGCUACGACAUAAAUAAAAGAGGAGAUAGAUAUGGGUACUGCACAAGAGAUGCUCGGAGAAAGAAAGGUAAUGCCUGUGCCCAAGAUGACAUUCAGUGUGGAAGGCUGCAAUGUGGUAAUGUCAUGCAUAUCCCUCCAUUGCAAGAACAUGUGGGAUUCCAUCAGUCUCUGAUCUCAAGGUUUUUGUGUUUUGGGCUGGACUCACAUCGCUCCACAGGAGCAAAUGAUGCUGGUCAUGUGAGACCUGGUACUCCCUGUGCUCCUGGAAAGUUCUGUAGCAACACCUACUGCAAUGGCACUGUGGCUCAGGUGAAUUAUGACUGUUUGCCUGAGAAAUGCAGUUACAAGGGGAUUCGCAACAACAAAAGGAACAGUCAUUGCCACAUAGGUUGGGAUCCUCCACUGUGCAUUAACAGAGGUGCUGGUGGGAGCAUAGACAGUGGAUCCCCUCCUAGUAGAAUGUGGUCAGUCAGGCAAAGUAAUGAAUCGGUGAUAUAUCUGAGAGUGGUCUUUGCUCGCAUUUAUUCCUUAAUAGCUGCAUUUAUCUUUGGCUUUGCCACCAAUGUAAGAACAAUCAAGACUGUUACAGUUAAAGAAAAGAUAGUUGAUGAAGCCAAUCCUGAAAUCAGUCCCCAGUCCCUUGAACAACAAAUAGACAAUCCACAGGAGAAUAACACAGGAGUAACUACACUACCACAGGAGAAACUACAGUAAGGAGGUGGCAAAGCUGAAAUCCACAUUUCCAGGGGUCUGUAGGAGACACAGGGGUCCCUAUGCACAUCACGGGGCUCUCACACCAGUUGUGUCAUAGGUCACUGAGCAGCAUUCUGAAAUAAAACUUAUAAAGUGCACAAUGGUGGUGUCAUUUUUUUUUAUCAGCCUGUAAGAACCCACACUGAGCCAGAGACACUAUCCAGAGUACCUGAGUCAGCCACUGGGACUUGAGCUGAGGUCCCUGGGUGCAGAAUUAAAGAAAGUUGCCACAGGCUCCUGUAGGAGCAAACUCAUGACAUUUCUCUAAAACAGUGCUCAUGAGAUCACUGAGGUUUCUCUCAUUGUGCAGAUAAUCUCUCUUUCUCCAGUCCCAAAGUGGGUUCAGGGCAACUGAGGGUUACUCCCCACCCACGCUGCCUGUCCCACCCUGGGGUAGCUGUGGGUUAUAGGGGAGGGUGACUGGGGAGCAAUCUCCCUUAGUGCAAGCCAUGCCUCCCUGGAGAGCAAAUUUCUGAAUGCAGGAGACUGAGAACAUGAUCCUGAACUUUGCAUUCCAUGAAAUCAGUCAGAAGGGUAUGCAGAAGUGCCCACUGAUGACCUCAGCAUCCAGAGGGAGCCCUUGGAAUGUUCAUCCCUCCCUUCCCUCUUAGUCUGCAUUUCAGGGAGCUCAGCAGUGACAGUAGCUGAGCAAGUGUGGUGAGAAAAUCAACUUGAUGUUCUGAGCUGCUGCCUGGGCAUGGGGCACAGAAUCACAUGCACACUACCCCCCCCAUCACCCUUAGAUAAGAGCUUGCCUGGGAUUCCCACUCAGGUUCUCCCAGACAGCUUUCAUAAUAACCAUACAUAAGCAAACACUGAAUCAUAGAACACUGCACCAAAAACUAUUGAUGUACUGUAUGGUGACUAAAAUAACAUAAUAGAAUUUAAAAAAAUAAUGAUAAUAAAUAAAAAAUAAAAAAUAAUAAAAGAAAAGAAAAAAAAUCAUACAGAGGUGAUCUUGUGAAACAUUAUGGACCACAGCCCCGUUGCUUCUGGGAUGUGUACAUCAUCAAAUCUGGGACUCCACAUCCAUGGUGGGGUGUAGUGAAUCCCCACCUUCAGUUAAAUGGCCAUGUGGGUCUCAUGUCCCCAGAGUGGGAGCUCAGAUGCUGAGGA
This is a messenger RNA of Ailuropoda melanoleuca (giant panda), 3119 nucleotides long. RefSeq names its product disintegrin and metalloproteinase domain-containing protein 21-like. Lineage: Eukaryota; Metazoa; Chordata; Mammalia; Carnivora; Ursidae. Gene Ontology annotation, cellular component: plasma membrane; external side of plasma membrane; sperm head plasma membrane. The record is from RefSeq and is a predicted model, not a curated record. Gene Ontology annotation, molecular function: metalloendopeptidase activity. Gene Ontology annotation, biological process: proteolysis; male gonad development.